AUCGUGUGGGCGGAGUCACGACAGUAGGUGCGGUGAGGAGCUUGAGCUAUUAUUCGCAGACGUUGAGGAAAAAUUUCUGAUAUACCUGCUCAAAACAGCGGCUCGGUAGUGGGGGAGACGAGUCAUACGGAACCGAGAAGGAUUUACACAGCUAAGUAUUUGUCUAGGUUACAUUAGGACGACGAAUUUGACAAUAUCGCAGUCAAAAACUGUAUUUACAUAACCAGCUUUCUUUGUAACGUUACGUUAUUCACGGCGGGGAGCAGCCACCGGUCUUGCCACCGUGUCUUCUGGUUGUUAGUGGCACCAGCUGCCUUAAAUUACAGGCCAUUUAAUUACUCUUUUAUUCAAUUAAACCUAAAUGGUGUAUUUAGAGUGCGGGCCUACCAACGGGUUCUAGUACAUGUAUAUUUAUACACGCAUUUUUCACUAUACAGAAAAACAAGUUAUACAAUAAGCCACGCUGCCGCUCGUCACCGAAGUAGGUCCUAAAGCCCGCCGAGUUGCUGGUUGUCACAUUGCCCGAGUGCGAGCGCUAUCUCGUGCCCAAAUGGUUCAGCAACCAACGGUUUCUAAAUUCUUCGUCAUUAUGGAAAAGGUUCUGCUAGAGCAGGGUUAAUUGCAAAGUUGGACUGCAUUACUGAAAACAACGAUUUGUAUGCUAAAAUCGCAUACACGCACUUGUCUUCUUACAUUUGGAUUCCCACUGUCCUCGUUUCUUUAUUAUUAUUUUUUUUCUUGGAUAUAAUUUUUUAAAGCACUGUCAGUGAGUCGGAAUAAGAGUGGAGUGAGCACAAAAAGACUUAUCUUUCAAAAAGGGAAAAAAAGGACUCGUCCAGUUGAGUAAUGGUCAUUAAUACGAUCCACUGGUUCAGGAAGGGCUUGCGGCUCCACGACAACCCGUCGCUCAAGGAAUCUCUGCAGGGAGCGGAUACUGUCCGCUGCGUCUACAUCCUCGACCCCUGGUUCGCAGGAUCUUCCAACGUUGGGAUCAACAGGUGGAGGUUCUUACUGCAGAGUCUUGAGGACUUGGACUCCAGCCUCCGUAAGCUCAACUCUCGACUGUUUGUGAUACGAGGCCAACCCACUGAUGUCUUUCCCAGACUUUUCAAGGAAUGGAAUAUUUCCCGCCUGUCUUAUGAGUAUGACUCUGAGCCCUUUGGGAAAGAACGAGAUGCAGCUAUUAAGAAACUGGCCUGUGAAGCUGGAGUGGAGGUGACAGUUCGCAUCUCCCACACACUCUAUGACCUGGACAAGAUCAUAGAGUUGAAUGGGGGUCAGUCCCCUCUUACCUACAAACGGUUCCAGACCCUGAUCAGUCGUAUGGAUGCAGUGGAGGUACCUGCGGAGUCCAUCACGGCAGAAAUCAUGGGGAAAUGCACUACUCCACUGUCCGAAGACCAUGAUGAAAAGUUUGGGGUUCCCUCCUUGGAGGAGCUGGGUUUUGAUACUGAAGGUCUGUCCUCAGCUGUGUGGCCGGGUGGAGAGACAGAAGCCCUCACACGACUUGAGAGGCAUUUGGAGAGGAAGGCGUGGGUGGCCAACUUUGAGCGUCCCAGAAUGAAUGCCAACUCACUGCUCGCCAGCCCGACAGGCCUCAGCCCGUACCUGCGCUUCGGCUGCCUCUCGUGUCGCCUCUUCUACUUCAAACUCACCGAUCUCUACAGGAAGGUGAAGAGGAACAGCUCCCCUCCUCUCUCACUCUACGGUCAGCUGCUGUGGCGUGAGUUCUUCUACACGGCAGCCACCAACAACCCCUGCUUCGACAAGAUGGAGAGCAACCCCAUCUGCGUUCAGAUCCCCUGGGACCGCAACCCAGAGGCACUGGCUAAGUGGGCGGAGGGCCGGACCGGCUUCCCCUGGAUUGACGCCAUCAUGACCCAGCUGAGACAGGAGGGCUGGAUCCACCACCUGGCUAGACAUGCCGUGGCCUGUUUCCUGACCAGAGGAGACCUGUGGAUCGGCUGGGAGGAGGGCAUGAAGGUGUUUGAGGAGCUGCUGCUGGAUGCAGACUGGAGUGUGAACGCAGGCAGCUGGAUGUGGCUCUCCUGCAGCUCUUUCUUCCAGCAGUUCUUCCACUGCUACUGCCCUGUGGGUUUCGGCAGACGCACAGACCCCAACGGAGAUUACAUACGCCGCUACCUGCCCAUUCUGAGAGGGUUUCCAGCCAAGUAUAUUUAUGAUCCCUGGAAUGCUCCAGAGAGUGUGCAGAAGGCAGCCAAAUGUAUUAUUGGAGUGCAUUACCCCAAGCCCAUGGUGCACCAUGCAGAGGCCAGCCGUCUCAACAUAGAGCGAAUGAAACAGAUCUACCAGCAGCUCUCCUGUUACAGAGGCCUUGGGCUUUUGGCUACAGUUCCGUCCAACUCUAAUGGUAACGGUAACAGUGAGAUGGGAUUCCCUGUUGAGGCUACACACAAUGCUGCAGCUCCAUCUGGCUAUCAGAUGCCGGUUCACUCUCAAGGAGACUGGCAAAGCGGUGUGAUGAUGUACCUGCCAGGUGAUCCACAAGCCAGCAUCAGCACACACCAUCAGGGUUACGCAGGCACCAGUGCCAGUGUGAUGUGUUACGCCCAAGGCACACAGCAGAUUCCUGGUCCUGCCAUCCAGAAAGGACCUGAACACCACUGCACUCCUCAGACCAGUGGCAAACGGCACAACGAGGACUCUGAGAACGGCAAAGGUUCUAAAGUCCAGAGACAGAGUACCCACUAGAAAGGAGUGUCUGCAGACUUGCUGUCAGUCAUACUGUGUACACAACCCAACACAAAAAAGACACUAAGACGUUUAUGUUACAGUACCACACUGUUGCAUGAACACACCUUCAGGAGGACCAUACAAACCCAUCAUAUAACGCAUUCACAAGUUUCUCAAGUAAUGGGACUGUAUAUUAUCAUGUGGACUGCGCGGCCCGGCCAGUACUGACAUCACUGGAGCAGCUGUAACACUGUGCUUGUGUUUGGGUUAAUAUUGCCAGGACAAAAGUCCUUGUGUAUAUAAUGAAUUUGCUAAUUUCAGCUCACAUACAACUUGUACAUAUUUGGAUAUUGUAUGUGUGUUUUCUCUAUUUGUGUAGCCAUAGACCCAUUGAUAUAUUUUUGAUACGAGAAAUCAUUGUGGAUGGAUCUUUCUCUUUGGAAAAUUUUCAAUAAAAAUGAAAGCAUUUAUACACAGUCCAUUCCAAAAAAUGAGAAAUCUUGUAUCUAUUCUAAUACAGCCGCCUGUCCUCUCAUUUAUUCAACUUCCCAAUUUUCUCCCUUUUGAGCCAUCCAAUGUAUCUAUCAACAGAAGUGUACUGAUCAUUUCCUUUCUCUCUCAGUACUAGUUAACUCGUUUUUUUCCUUACUACUGUAGAGGCAAAAUCAGUAUGAUGUUAACUAUGAAGUUAUUGCCCUUGUCAAUGGUUAGAGAAAAGGCGGCAGGAAUACAGAGUCUUCAUAUCAUGGUGCCCCCCUGUAUAAUCCCCCAAUAAAUGUACCACUGGAGAGAACUGCUUCACUUGCUUCUUGUUUCUUCUCUCAAUGUGCUUGUUUAAUUAAAACUGCAUUAAAUAUA
Molecule: messenger RNA, 3552 nt
Organism: Siniperca chuatsi (mandarin fish)
Lineage: Eukaryota; Metazoa; Chordata; Actinopteri; Centrarchiformes; Sinipercidae
Gene: cry1a
Product: cryptochrome circadian regulator 1a
Exons: 14
Coding region: 847-2712 (621 amino acids)
Biological process (GO): circadian regulation of gene expression; negative regulation of DNA-templated transcription; entrainment of circadian clock by photoperiod
Cellular component (GO): cytoplasm; nucleus
Molecular function (GO): DNA binding; FAD binding
Source: RefSeq, a predicted model, not a curated record